GGUGCCAUGGUUUGCUUCUGCAGCUAAGCAAACAGUAUUUUGUUAUAUCAGACUUACUGAAUUGUAAACAAAAUAUGUUGGAGCUGUCUGAGGCUUUUCUCUAUAACAAAGAUGGCUUCUUGCAUCCAUAUGUAUGAUUAUAAGAAAAAAGAACUGUGCAUUAACAACUGUUAAAGACAGAAGUGAUCAAGAGCAUUAUCUGGAGAAACAGAGGAGAGAGAACAUUGCCUUGCAGCUCAAAACUUGCAGUAGGAAGAGUAAAAGUCUGAGCAAAUCAGAGAGCAUGGCUUCUGACGCUAGUCAUAUGCUUGAAGCAGCUUUGGAGCAGAUGGAUGACAUCAUUGCAGGAACAAAGUCAGCUGCAGAGUAUGCUAAUGGUGCUUAUGAUAUUGUGUCACCUGCUCCGUCAGUAUACUUGGGCACAUUUCAAAUUUUACAUCUCUUGGAAGAUCUAAAGAUGGCGUUAGAAAUGUUAGAGGAUCCACAAGAGAAAGAAGCAUUGCGAAAUCAAAUUCCAGGGGCCACAGCAGUGUGUAUAAGAGAGUGGUUUGAAGAGAAUCUGUCACAGGUGAAUCAUCAUUCAUCUACUAAUAAUGAAACCUAUCAAGAAAGAUUGGCACGACUAGAAGGUGAUAAAGAGUCUCUCAUACUGCAGGUGAGUGUUCUUACAGACCAGGUGGAAGCUCAAGGAGAGAAAAUCCGGGACUUAGAAAUCUGUCUUGAGGGGCAUCAGUUGAAACUGAAUGCUACAGAAGAGAUGCUUCAACAGGAGCUGCUAAGUCGAACAUCACUAGAGACUCAGAAAUUGGAUCUAAUGGCUGAAGUUUCAGACCUGAAAAUUAAGCUGGUUGGUAUGGAGAAGGAACAGAGUGAAUAUGAAGAGAAACAAAACAAAGCUGAGGGUUUGCUACAGGAACUUAGACACCUCAAAAUUAAAGUGGAAGAACUGGAAAAUGAAAGAAAUCAAUACGAGUGGAAAUUAAAAGCAACUAAAGCAGAGAUAGCCCAGCUUCAGGAGCAAUUAGCUCUCAAAGAUGCAGAAAUAGAACGCUUACAAAGUCAACUAUCUAGGACCUCAUCACAUAGCGAAGUUGCAGAAAGAGAUCAAGAAGUUCAACGGUUGAAGAUAGGAAUGGAAUCUUUAUUGGCUGCAAAUGAAGAAAAGGACCGCCGAAUAGAGGAGUUAACACUAUUGCUAAGCCAGUACAGAAGGGUCAAGGAAAUAAUGAUUGCAGCUCAUGGCUCUUCAGACAGAAUUCUAUCUGGUGGCAAUGAAGAGGAACUUGAGGCAACUUUAAGGAAAUGGAAUAUUUUGAACAAUCCUCAAGGAGAUCUAUUUAAAUCAGAGGCCUCUUCAGGAGAAUUGCCACCAGCUACGUUAUCUCCAGUGCCACACAAAGCUACAGAAAUCAGUGGAACCAUUCCAGUAUCUUCAACUAAUCUAACCCCUUCACAAGAAGAAACUUUGGAAAUCCUAAAUAGGGUCCCACAGAAAAAAAAAUCAAGUAGUUUAGAAGACUUGCAGAGUGAAUCCCUGGAAAAGUAUGUAGAAGGAAAACCAGUACAGCCUGUUGUAGAACAAGAGAGUAAGCCAAUUGUGAAAGGCAGCAAAUACCAAACUUUGCCAGGAAAACUGCCUCGACCCUUACAGAAUGGAGAACAGGGAACAUAUAACACAUCAAAUUCACCAGACUCAUGUGGCAUGAACGACAGUGAGGACAACAGCAUCCUGGGCCUGAAUCGCAUCAGGAGUGUCAGUGCACCAGUGCUAGGAGAAACAGAGAACGUGGAUGGUACAGUAGUCUCAGAUGACCUUUCACCUCUUUCUUCUGGAACGGAUUCAGGUCCACAGUCUCCACUGUCUCCAGAAAAUAGAAAGAGUCCAAAAGGGAUCAAGAAAAUCUGGGGAAAAAUACGAAGAACUCAGUCUGGUAACUUCCCUGCAGACGAUCUGGGUUUGGCAGAGUUCCGAAGAGGCGGUCUCCGUGCAACAGCUGGGCCUCGGUUAUCCAGAUCAAAGGAAACCAAAGGCCAGAAAAGUGACUACAAUGCUCCAUUUGCUCAGUGGAGCACUGAGAGAGUUUGUAACUGGCUUGAGGACUUUGGUCUAGGGCAGUACGUCAUUUUUGCACGGCAGUGGGUGACUUCAGGCCAUACGCUGUUAACUGCAACACCUCAGGACAUGGAAAAGGAAAUGGGAAUAAAGCAUCCACUGCACAGGAAGAAAUUAGUUUUGGCCAUUAAAUCAAUAAAUGCAAAACAAGAUGAGAAAUCUGCACAACUCGAUCAUAUCUGGGUGACACGCUGGCUUGAUGACAUUGGUUUACCUCAGUACAAAGACCAGUUUCACGAGUCCAGAGUUGAUGGGAGAAUGUUGCAGUAUUUAACUGUGAAUGAUCUUCUCUUUCUGAAAGUCACCAGUCAGCUGCAUCAUCUGAGUAUUAAAUGUGCCAUUCAUGUGCUGCAUGUCAACAGUUUUAACCCCCACUGUCUACGCAGAAGACCAGUUGAGGAGAAUAACGUUUCACCUUCUGAAGUAGUGCAGUGGUCCAAUCACAGAGUGAUGGAAUGGCUCAGAUCAGUUGAUCUGGCAGAAUACGCACCAAACCUUCGAGGAAGUGGAGUGCACGGUGGCCUCAUUAUUCUCGAACCUCGCUUCAAUGGUGACACACUGGCAAUGCUGCUGAAUAUUCCACCUCAAAAGACCCUACUGCGACGCCACCUAACAACCAAUUUUAAUAUAUUAAUUGGACCAGAGGCACAGCAAGAAAAAAGAGAUAUAACAGAGUCAACAGCAUACACACCUCUGACCACCACUGCCAAGGUUCGGCCAAAGAAACUUGGAUUUUCACAUUUUGGAAACUUAAGAAAAAAGAAAUUUGAUGAAUCAACAGAUUACAUUUGUCCUAUGGAUACAAAUCCAGGUGCUACAAAUGGUACUCAGAAGAACUAUGGUGGAUACAAAGGACUUAGUCCAUUCACUGAUAGGGAGCUGGAUCAGAUGGAACAUUCAGAAGGAACAGUAAAGCAAAUAGGGGCUUUUUCUCAAGGCAUAAGCAAUCUUACGACAAUGUUAAGCCAAGAUGAAAUGCUAAAUGACAGCAGAUUUUUAACACCUACCUUUGAAGACUGGAGAUGAUGUUUCAGUGUGACCAAGAACACCAAUACCUCAUACCUGUCCAGAGGGGUGGCCAGGAGACACUUGAUGCUGUGGUACUGCAGAGUUUUGCCUCUUUCCCACCAGUGAGACUCACCACAUAGCAUUUUUUUUUUUUUUGCUAACAUAGCAACACUUCACAGGUUACUUCCCUCUGCACUGUUUCUGUAUUACGUAAUGUCAAAUAGGUAUUGAGAGAAGUUGUACAGAACUGUUUAUUUUCUAGAGUCCGGAAAGACAGUAUGUUUUACCCUUGUAUUUUGUCAUCUUUUUACAUGUGUGUUUCUGUACUGCUCUAGGAAAGAGCUUUUAUAUUUUUUUAUUUUUAUAAUUAACUUGUAAUGCAAGAAUCAUUAAUAUUCUAUUUUACCACAUGGACUGACCAUAGCCACAUAGCAAUUCAGACAGAUGCUGGUAAGUGCAGCUCUGAUGGCUCACUAAGUACUACUACAGUCUUGCCAGAGAUACUUUCAUCCCUUUCAUUAGUACAGGUCCUGCCCUCUUUCUCUGAGUGCAGUGUAGAAGGGGAAAAUAAAAGAUUACUAUGCACCAAGCCCUUGCUUUUAUCAGGAGGAUGACAAUCUGGAUGGCCUGCUCACACAUCUUAAACUAACUCAAAGAUACUGAACAGCUGCAGCAGGAAAAGUUAUGUAACAUUGAGACUACCAAGAGAACUAGUAGAUUCAAAAGCUGGCUCUUUGUUUAAAUUGAUUUUUCUUUACUUUUUGAUUUUUACAUAAGCACUAAGUUGUUCAUGAUCAAGGGGCAAUCACAACACUAAUUAAUAUAAAAUGUAAGUUUAAAAUGUCAGGAUAAUGUUUGCUGUACUCUGUAAGCACAACAGAAUUUCCACCGUGAUUCCCUGUUUUGUUUUAAGUGAUGUGUCCUUAAGUAGAACUAUUGAAGGUGCUUUUUCUGUACAUUUACAUUUGUCUAAAGUGGUUGGUACUGAGGCACAUGUGCAAACACCAGGAUGCUCAUAAGCCUUCUAAGCAGUUUAAACAGUUCAGAGAGAGCCUUCUAAGACCAGUAAUGACAGGCUUAUUACCAUUGUAUUUUCUUUCUAGUGUUACAGCUAAUAAAACAUACAUGUGUACCUGCAAACAGCCCUCAGGCCUGGUGCCUGUAGCAGAAACUGUAACAUUUGCAUGAGAACUGGUGAUGUUUCUAUAAACAAUAUUGCUAUUUCACCCUCAGUUGUCUUUUCAUCCCAGCUACAGAUAGAUUUUCAUAGAGUAUUUUAUUUAUCAAUAGGAGGUCAAUACUAUUGUCCUGUUAUGUGUAAAAUGCCACUAGGGAGCAUCAGACAAGUACCAUCAUAAAACAAGCUUUUUUUUCUUUGUAACCUAACAAAAUAAAUCUGCUGCUAUUCUGCUGAGCUAGGCUGGACUGCAGCACUGUAACAGAGGGAAAUACACCCUCUGACUACUUACUUGAGGGGCAGUUCAAGGGUCAAAGUGUCUCUUUUACAGCAACAAUUACUUGCGGCAUCUGUUGGCAUGUGCCUGUAUUAACAAGGUACUAGCAGGAUAUCUUAGUAAACAGAGAAAUGCCAGAAAAGAAAUCUACCAAAUUAUAAAGAAAAGUCUCUGUAUAUGAAUGGUUUAUGUUACGCUCCUUUCUGGCUUCAGGAUGUUGGUUUAUGUAUCAAUAUAGCCUGAGGGCAGGCCUAGCCAUAAACCUUCCCAAAUUAAAGGGAAAUCUCAGGUACUGUCCAGAGUAUGUAGCAUGGGCUCUUUGAAAGCCAUCAAUUGCACUUUUUAAAGGUAGCCUACUCUAGCCCUCGCUCCAUGAGCCUCUCCUAACAGACCCUACACUGUAUUGCCACAUUUUAAAAGCUAAAUGAAUAAUUUAAUUGUCCAAAAUGUUAAAAUUAAGGCUACUGGAUUUUUUUUGUUUGUUUGUUUCAAUCACUGAACAAUACACUGCUAAUUGAAAAUCAGUAGGAGUGAGAAAGCAGCCAACUAAAAAUACUUACUAAAGGCUACCAAGCAUACCAGUCAAGCACAUCUCUAAUCUGGCAGUUUACACUAACGACCAGAUCAUAUACUACAGGGACACUAAAUACUCUGUCAGUUUAAUUAACCAAACUUAAGUAUUGCAGUAUUACAACUAGGAUAAGCUGCUCUGACAGGAGCAGCCUUAAUGUCACUGAGAUAUUCCAAGCAGAUUCUUUUGAGGAUGUAUUUAUAACUCGUUGUGGUAUUGUGCUAUCCUGGCUGUGAAUAUUCAACCUACACAAUCUUUUUUUGUAUAUAGUAGGAAAUCCUAGUUAUAGCAAAGGCAUAAAUGCAUAAAUUCUUGACUGUUAUAAAUAAAUUGUGUAUAUUCCUCUA
Messenger RNA from Anas platyrhynchos (mallard), 5493 nucleotides. RefSeq names its product PPFIA binding protein 2 (gene PPFIBP2). Gene Ontology annotation, biological process: neuromuscular junction development. Gene Ontology annotation, molecular function: protein binding. The record is from RefSeq and is a predicted model, not a curated record. Lineage: Eukaryota; Metazoa; Chordata; Aves; Anseriformes; Anatidae. Gene Ontology annotation, cellular component: presynaptic active zone.